UUUUCACUCGACUGGAGCAUUUCGUCUCAAGGUUCCGCCACAUGUGCUACAGUAACCACUGAUUCGCCACAAUGGCAGCUUCGUUGCGCACAGCACAGAGAACUCACACGUGUGGUGAGUUGCGUGCAGCUGAUGUCGGGCUCCAGGUCACGCUGUCAGGAUGGGUGCAGCAGUCCCGCGAUAUGAAUCACUUCAGCUUUGUCGACAUCCGGGACCGAUUUGGUAUCACCCAGGUCAUCUUCCCUAAAGAUGAUGCGGACGAAGCUGGCCUCGCUAGAUACGAGGCAUCGAAGAAGCUUGGACGUGAGUUCGUCAUCAAGAUCAGUGGAAAAGUUGUUGAGCGAAGCAACAAGAACAAGAACCGCGACACUGGCGAUAUCGAGGUGGUCGCCGACAGCCUCGAAGUUUUGAAUUCGAGCUCAACGCCGCCUUUUAAGAUCGAGGAUGUCACCGAUGCUCAGGAAGACACGCGAAUGCGCUUUCGGUACCUCGACAUCAGGCGUAAUCCGAUCAAGGACGCGCUGCUCUUGCGCAAUAAGGUGACUCGCCUGGUGCGCAACUACUUGGGCGAUGCGGAGUUCUGCGAGGUGGAGACACCAGUUCUCAUUAAGUCCACACCAGAAGGUGCGCGCGACUUUGUCGUGCCUUCCCGCAUGAACCCAGGCCAGUUCUACGCGUUGCCGCAGUCUCCGCAAACCUUCAAGCAAUUGCUCAUGGUCGGUGGCCUAGAUCGCUACUUCCAGAUUGUGAAGUGCUUCAGAGAUGAGGAGCUUCGAGCUGAUCGACAACCUGAGUUCACGCAGAUCGAUUGUGAGAUGUCAUUCGUCUCUCAGGAUGACGUCUUGAGCAUGUUCGAAGGUUUGGUCCGCCACAUUUUCAAGGAAGUCGUGGGUCAUGAGUUCCCGCCUUUCGAGCGCAUGGAAUACAGUGAAGCCAUGGACCGCUUCGGCAUUGACAAGCCUGACAGGAGGUACGACAUGGAGUUGGUUGACAUCACCGACUGCGCAAAGGGGUUCAACUUCAAACUCUUCGACGAUGCGGAGUACGUAGUCGGUAUGACCCUCAAGGGCGUGGGUGAAUGGCCCACUAAGAAAGUCAAGGAACUUGAGAAGAAAGCGACCGGCCAGGAAUGCGGAUGUAGCGCCCUCGUCUGGAUGAAAAUCAACAAGGAUGGUUCCUUCGAUUGCUCGGCAAAGAAGUUUUUCACGGACGACCAGUACAAAGUGUGGAUGGCCAAAGCGGCGGAGAAGCCAGGUGGAUGUGGGGCCGGCGAUCUUUUCUGUAUGUUUUCGGGGCCAAAGCUCAAGACACAAGAAGCCGUGGGCAAAUUCCGCCACGUCAUGGGCACCGAGCUUGGCCUGCGCAAGGAGGGCUAUCGUGCUCUUUGGGUGGUCAAUUUCCCCAUGCUGGAAUGGGAUGAGGAUGAUGAGCGUUUUGUUGCAAAACAUCAUCCUUUCACUUCGCCAUGGACCGACGACAUUGAAACGAUGACAAGGCUCGACAAGAAGGACCCCAAGCUUGGUGACAUCCGUGCCAAUGCGUAUGACAUGGUGAUCAAUGGGGUUGAAGUAGGUGGCGGUUCGGUGCGAAUUUUCAAUCGCCCUCUUCAGGAAAAGGUUUUCGAAGUUCUUGGAUUCUCUAAGGAGGAUGCGCAGGCUCAGUUUGGCUUUCUCAUGGGGGCCUUUGAGUAUGGCGCGCCACCCCAUGCUGGACUUGCUUUUGGUCUUGACAGGUUAUGCACAAUCCUUGGUGGCAAGACGUCGAUCCGUGAUUUCAUCGCCUUCCCAAAGAACAACAUGGGGCGUGACACCAUGAUCGAGUCCCCCUCGGAGAUCACAGAUAAGCAGCUCGCGGAGCUUUCUAUCGCCACAAAGGUUGCACCUGCAGCAGAGAAGGGUGCAGCUGCUGGCGGCUACCCAGCAGCCGCUUGAGGGCUAGCCUGGACGUUCGGCUUUCGCGAAGCGUCAGCCGAUACUCUUCAGGAGAGAACAGAGACUCGAACCCAAGAGGCGAGCUUGUGAGUGCUAGCAUGUUGAACCAUCCAGUUUUGAAGUAUCGAAACUCAGUGUGGAGCAUCAUAUCUGUAUGCCAUGAGGUCUUUUUUCGGCAUAUUGUGCGUAACAGCUGUAGAGGCUUCUCUCGCAGGCAAGUACAAUGGUAUGCGUGCCGAUUUCACGCAGGUGUAGGCCUCUCUCUGACACCUCUUGGUGAGACAGUUGCUGGAAGACCAGUGAAAGCAUAUAGAGAG
Messenger RNA from Prorocentrum cordatum, 2248 nucleotides. The record is from the annotation of a GenBank genome assembly. NCBI's taxonomy places the organism in Eukaryota, Dinophyceae, Prorocentrales, Prorocentraceae.